UUGAGCCAAGGUACACACUGAAAAAUGAAAAGUUUUACAGGACCGAAAUGCUGCCAAAGAUUCAUCAGAAGGUGAUACAGAAAGUAAAAACAAUGUUACAACCAGAGAACGCUGGCAAUUCACUCUCAUUCACUACCGACUGCUGGUCCGGAUCAACAGAAUCACUAAUGAGUCUUACGUGUCACUUCAUUGAUAAUGGAUGGACAAAAAGGCAGUUGGUGUUGAACACAAAG
This is a messenger RNA of Pelobates cultripes (western spadefoot toad), 233 nucleotides long. The record is from the annotation of a GenBank genome assembly. Lineage: Eukaryota; Metazoa; Chordata; Amphibia; Anura; Pelobatidae.